CCAGCCAGCCUACAUGAUAUCUAAUCAAUCAAUUGAUUUGACAACGGAUUAGUUGAAAACAAACCCACGUUUUCUGCCUCACGAAUCAAUCCUAACCUUUGCACGUCUCAUCCGUCUUCACUAAAAGCUCGGCUGGAGAGCUCUCUACCGGUUAACGGUUAACGGUUACCUCAUUUUGAAAGAUGACGACCUCUGUAUAACGCACACGCUUUUUAAAGAUUUGUGAUUUCUCCUCCGUCGCCCGAGAGCAGAGUAAAGGAGUCGGUCCCUUUCAGCACCUUCCCUCCGAGAAGAGGGAUGUGUUGAAUUCGUUCGGGAAGGCGAGGGCGGAACGGUAGUUUACAGAAAGUGUUGCUACCGCACGGCAACAGAGCUGGGGUCUAACCGCUACUCGACUUCACAGUGGAGAUUCAUCCGAGGAAUUCCCUCACUACGGAAACGGAAGCAUCUGGAGCGUGUUAGUUACUACGGCAGAUGAAGAUGUAUGGCGAGCGAGCGCUCGUGAUUUAACGAUGUAAAUAGUCUAUGGGGGAGUCUGUCUGUGGGGCGGACACGUUUUAUGUCUGGAGAAGAGACAAGACAGCCUUGAUCCGCGCUGACGGCUCGGUGGGAAACCCCUCUAUCUAACCUGGGCAGUAACGCAUGACCGCUAGACAGACAGACAGACAGACAGACAGAUCAUUGCUUCUGUCUUCCACGCUAGCUAGAGGAGGCACAGAGAGGAGACAUCUAUCUAUCUACGUCUAUCCAGGUCGCUCAGCAGCUCCGCGGAGCACAAUGCCCUCGUAGGAGCUGAUAUGCAGACGCGUUGUGUAGGAGACUCGGGGAAAGGCCGUUGAAUAAAGUACUCCUCCACUCCCCAGUCCCUUCACCUCGUGCCAGACAUGACGGGUCAGAGCCUGGAGGAGCUGACAGCAGCCUAUGAGGAUCACAGCAUCCGCAUCAAUGUGGGCGGGUUCAAGAAGAGCCUGUUCUCCAACACGCUGUCUCGCUUCCCGGAGACCCGUCUGGCUCGGCUGUUACAGUGCCAAUCAAAAGAGUCGGUGCUAGAGCUCUGCGACGACUACGACGACGCGGAAAAAGAGUUUUAUUUCGACAGAAACCCGUCUCUUUUUCCUUACGUGUUGAAUUUCUACAACACCGGGAGGCUCCACGUCAUGGCAGAGCUGUGCAUCUUCUCCUUCAGUCAGGAGAUCGAGUACUGGGGCAUCGACGAAUUCUUCAUCGACUCGUGUUGCAGCAACACCUACCACUGCCGGAAGAUGGAUCCUAACCGCGGCGAGGACUGGGACGACUGCCGGAGCGACGAGGGCAGCGGGAGCACCUCGUCAUCGUUCGACGAGAUUCUCGAGUUCUAUAACGACGCCACUAAGUUCGAUAAGCAGCCGCUGGGGAGCGUCCGCAGGCGGAUCUGGCUGAUCCUGGAUAACCCGGGGUACUCCGUCGCCAGCCGAGUCAUCAGUAUCCUCUCUAUCCUGGUCGUGUUGGGUUCUAUAACCACCAUGUGCAUGAACAGUAUGGCUGAGUUUACCCUGGUGGACAGGGAGGGGACGCCUCACGAGGACCCCAGGUUUGAAACGGUGGAACACUUUGGUAUCGGCUGGUUCACCUUGGAGCUGGUGGCUCGGUUCACGGUAGCCCCGGAUCUUCUCCACUUCUUCAAGCAUCCGUUGAACUUAAUAGACCUGGUGUCGAUUGUACCGUUCUACCUGACGCUCCUCGUCGAUCUGGUGGCCGAGAGCAGCCCGGCGUUGGCGAAUCUGGGGCGCGUGGCGCAGGUGCUACGACUGAUGAGGAUCUUCCGUAUCCUGAAGCUGGCGCGUCACUCCACGGGGCUGCGCUCUCUGGGCGCCACGUUGAGAAACAGCUAUAAGGAGGUAGGGUUGCUACUGCUCUACCUGGCGGUGGGCGUGUCCUUUUUCUCUGUCAUGGCCUACACCGUGGAGAAGGAGGACAGCGAGGACUUCUCCACCAUCCCGGCAUGCUGGUGGUGGGCCACGGUGAGCAUGACCACGGUGGGGUACGGAGACGUGGUCCCGGUGUCUAUCGCCGGUAAGAUGACCGCCUCGGCCUGUAUCCUGGCAGGCAUCCUGGUGGUUGUGCUUCCCAUCACGCUCAUAUUCAAUAAGUUCUCGCUCUUCUACAAGAGACAGAAACGAUUAGAGAUCGCUAUGCGAAGCUGCGACUUCGACCAGGAGAUCAAAGAAAACCUUCCCUCUGUCAAUCUGAGGAACUAUUAUGCACACAAGGUGAAAUCUCUCAUGGCCAGUCUGUCCAAUAUCAACCGGAGCUUGCCCAGCGGACACAGUCUGAACGAGAUGUCAAUACAGCAAGAUCUGUGAAUCAACAGACCCCCCCCCCCUUUUGGCCUUAUAAGGAACGACGUGACCAAAGGAGCCAUGUAGCCCUGUUGAAUAGAGCUACAUGGGAAGCUGUAGCCCUGUUGAAUAGAGCUACAUGGGAAGCUGUAGCCCUGUUGAAUAGAGCUACAUGGGGAAGCUGUAGCCCUGUUGAAUAGAGCUACAUGGGAAGCUGUAGCCCUGUUGAAUAGAGCUACAUGGGAAGCUGUAGCCCUGUUGAAUAGAGCUACAUGGGAAGCUGUAGCCCUGUUGAAUAGAGCUACAUGGGAAGCUGUAGCCCUGUUGAAUAGAGCUACAUGGGAAGCUGUAGCCCUGUUGAAUAGAGCUACAUGGGGAAGCUGUAGCCCUGUUGAAUAGAGCUACAUGGGAAGCUGUAGCCCUGUUGAAUAGAGCUACAUGGGAAGCUGUAGCCCUGUUGAAUAGAGCUACAUGGGAAGCUGUAGCCCUGUUGAAUAGAGCUACAUGGGGAAGCUGUAGCCCUGUUGAAUAGAGCUACAUGGGAAGCUGUAGUCCUGUUGAAUAGAGCUACAUGGGAAGCUGUAGCCCUGUUGAAUAGAGCUACAUGGGAAGCUGUAGCCCUGUUGAAUAGAGCUACAUGGGAAGCUGUAGCCCUGUUGAAUAGAGCUACAUGGGAAGCUGUAGCCCUGUUGAAUAGAGCUACAUGGGAAGCUGUAGCCCUGUUGAAUAGAGCUACAUGGGAAGCUGUAGCCCUGUUGAAUAGAGCUACAUGGGAAGCUGUAGCCCUGUUGAAUAGAGCUACAUGGGAAGCUGUAGCCCUGUUGAAUAGAGCUACAUGGGAAGCUGUAGCCCUGUUGAAUAGAGCUACAUGGGAAGCUGUAGCCCUGUUGAAUAGAGCUACAUGGGAAGCUGUAGCCCUGUUGAAUAGAGCUACAUGGGGAAGCUGUAGCCCUGUUGAAUAGAGCUACAUGGGAAGCUGUAGCCCUGUUGAAUAGAGCUACAUGGGAAGCUGUAGCCCUGUUGAAUAGAGCUACAUGGGAAGCUGUAGCCCUGUUGAAUAGAGCUACAUGGGAAGCUGUAGUCCUGUUGAAUAGAGCUACAUGGGAAGGUGUAGCCCUGUUGAAUAGAGAGCUACAUGGGAAGCUGUAGCCCUGUUGAAUAGAGCUACAUGGGAAGCUGUAGCCCUGUUGAAUAGAGCUACAUGGGAAGCUAUAGCCCUGUUGAAUAGAGCUACAUGGGAAGCUGUAGCCCUGUUGAAUAGAGCUACAUGGGAAGCUGUAGCCCUGUUGAAUAGAGCUACAUGGGAAGCUGUAGCCCUGUUGAAUAGAGCUACAUGGGAAGCUGUAGCCCUCUUGAAUAGAGAGCUACAUGGGAAGCUGUAGCCCUGUUGAAUAGAGCUACAUGGGAAGCUGUAGCCCUGUUGAAUAGAGCUACAUGGGAAGCUGUAGCCCUGUUGAAUAGAGCUACAUGGGGAGCUGUAGCCCUGUUGAAUAGAGCUACAUGGGAAGCUGUAGCCCUGUUGAAUAGAGCUACAUGGGAAGCUGUAGCCCUGUUGAAUAGAGCUACAUGGGAAGCUGUAGCCCUGUUGAAUAGAGCUACAUGGGAAGCUAUAGCCCUGUUGAAUAGAGCUACAUGGGAAGCUGUAGCCCUGUUGAAUAGAGCUACAUGGGAAGCUGUAGCCCUGUUGAAUAGAGCUACAUGGGAAGCUGUAGCCCUGUUGAAUAGAGCUACAUGGGAAGCUGUAGCCCUGUUGAAUAGAGCUACAUGGGAAGCUGUAGCCCUGUUGAAUAGAGCUACAUGGGAAGCUGUAGCCCUGUUGAAUAGAGCUACAUGGGAAGCUGUAGCCCUGUUGAAUAGAACUACACAGGAAGCUGUAGCCCUGUUGAAUAGAACUACACAGGAAGCUGUAGCCCUGUUGAAUAGAGCUACAUGGGAAGCUGUAGCCCUGUUGAAUAGAGAGCUACAUGGGGAGCUGUAGCCCUGUUGAAUAGAGCUACAUGGGAAGCUGUAGCCCUGUUGAAUAGAGCUACAUGGGUAGCUGUAGCCCUGUUGAAUAGAGCUACAUGGGAAGCUGUAGCCCUGUUGAAUAGAGCUACAUGGGAAGCUGUAGCCCUGUUGAAUAGAGCUACAUGGGAAGCUGUAGCCCUGUUGAAUAGAGCUACAUGGGAAGCUGUAGCCCUGUUGAAUAGAGCUACAUGGGAAGCUGUAGCCCUGUUGAAUAGAGCUACAUGGGAAGCUGUAGCCCUGUUGAAUAGAGCUACAUGGGAAGCUGUAGCCCUGUUGAAUAGAGCUACAUGGGGAAGCUGUAGCCCUGUUGAAUAGAGCUACAUGGGAAGCUGUAGCCCUAUUGAAUAGAGAGCUACAUGGGAAGCUGUAGCCCUGUUGAAUAGAGCUACAUGGGAAGCUGUAGCCCUGUUGAAUAGAGAGCUACAUGGGAAGCUGUAGCCCUGUUGAAUAGAGCCUAUGCCAUGGGGUUCAUCACUAGGGGUCAACCCUAGGCCAUGGGGUUCAUCACUAGGGUUCAACCCUAGGCCAUGGGGUUCAUCACUAGUCACUAGGGGUCAACCCUAGGACAUGGGGUUCAUCACUAGUCACUAGGGGUCAACCCUAGGCCAUGGGGUUCAUCACUAGUCACUAGGGGUCAACCCUAGGACAUGGGGUUCAUCACUAGUCACUAGGGGUCAACCCUAGGACAUGGGGUUCAUCACUAGUCACUAGGGGUCAACCCUAGGCCAUGGGGUUCAUCACUAGUCACUAGGGGUCAACCCUAGGACAUGGGGUUCAUCACAAGGGGUCAACCCUAGGACAUGGGGUUCAUCACUAGUCACUAGGGGUCAACCCUAGGCCAUGGGGUUCAUCACUAGGGGUCAACCCGAGGACAUGUGGUUCAUCACUAGAGGUCAACCCUAGGCCAUGGGGUUCAUCACUAGGGGUCAACCCUAGGACAUGGGGUUCAUCACUAGUGUCCCCUAAAGUAUAGUCAUUGUGAUAUUGUCCAAAGUAGAUCUUUACUCACGUUCUCCUGUUAUGAAGUAGUUUGAUGUGUAACUGUUGUACUUAGAUGAGAUGUCUAGAAACCCAUAUUAAAGAUCAAUACAUAUUGAUACCUUCAGAUGUCUAGAAACCCAUAUUAAAGAUCAAUACAUAUUGAUCAGAUGUCUAGAAACCCAUAUUAAAGAUCAAUACAUAUUGAUCAGAUGUCUAGAAACCCAUAUUAAAGAUCAAUACAUAUUGAUACCUUCAGAUGUCUAGAAACCCAUAUUAAAGAUCAAUACAUAUUGAUCAGAUGUCUAGAAACCCAUAUUAAAGAUCAAUACAUAUUGAUCAGAUGUCUAGAAACCCAUAUUAAAGAUCAAUACAUAUUGAUCAGAUGUCUAGAAACCCAUAUUAAAGAUCAAUACAUAUUGAUCAGAUGUCUAGAAACCCAUAUUAAAGAUCAAUACAUGUUGAUACCUUCAGAUGUCUAGAAACCCAUAUUAAAGAUCAAUACAUAUUGAUACCUACAGAUGUCUAGAAACCCAUAUUAAAGAUCAAUACAUAUUGAUACCUUCAGCUGUCUAGAAACCCAUAUUAAAGAUCAAUACAUAUUGAUACCUUCAGAUGUCUAGAAACCCAUAUUAAAGAUCAAUACAUAUUGAUCAGAUGUCUAGAAACCCAUAUUAAAGAUCAAUACAUGUUGA
Salvelinus fontinalis (brook trout) is the source of this 5998-nucleotide messenger RNA. RefSeq names its product potassium voltage-gated channel subfamily S member 2-like. Bases 885 to 2342 code for a protein of 485 amino acids. Gene Ontology annotation, biological process: potassium ion transmembrane transport; regulation of delayed rectifier potassium channel activity; protein homooligomerization. Gene Ontology annotation, cellular component: voltage-gated potassium channel complex; membrane. The transcript is spliced from 2 exons. The record is from RefSeq and is a predicted model, not a curated record. NCBI's taxonomy places the organism in Eukaryota, Metazoa, Chordata, Actinopteri, Salmoniformes, Salmonidae. Gene Ontology annotation, molecular function: protein binding; voltage-gated potassium channel activity.